This is a messenger RNA of Arvicanthis niloticus (Nile rat), 2532 nucleotides long. The record is from RefSeq and is a predicted model, not a curated record. NCBI's taxonomy places the organism in Eukaryota, Metazoa, Chordata, Mammalia, Rodentia, Muridae.
UGUUUUCUGGGAUGGGGGUGUGAGUGAAAACCAGCGUCGCUAUGGCAACCAGGCCGGGUGGUCGGGCCCUGGAGCCCUGGGAGGCAGCGAAGGCGAGAGGCGGGGCAGCGGGAGGCGCCAGGGCUGCGCGGCGGGGCGGGGGCCUGGGUCUCCCGGGAGGAGCUGGGGAACACCGGGCGCCUCUCGCGGAGGUACACGCCAAGUUCUCGGGUGAGUGUGCACGCGUGUGAGCUGGCCCAAGGCGCACGGGCGGGUGUGAGCGCGAGCACACGUGUCGUGUGUACACUCGCGUGGGUUCUGGGGCCCGUGCCUGGCCCUCUGCGCCCCGCGCCCCUCCCGGCCGCCGGCAGCAGCUCCCGCCACUCCCGCCCCGCGCCGUUUCUCGCUCCGUCCUCGCCCGCCGCGCCGCAGUCGCCGCCGCCGCCCAGCCUGCGCCCACGGGCCGCCCGUGCCGGGCACCUGUUGGAGGCUCAGGGACAGGACUGAUCUGGCAACCCAGACAGCCCCUUGUGAAGCCUGGCCUCCUGCCUGCCCACCAGCUAGCGCAGCUCAUCCUCUCCCUGACACCCAGGGAGGGCAGUGAGGUUCCUCCAGACCCCAGCCGGCCACUCCAGCUCUACCCGUCUCCCAGCCAGAGGUGCUGCAUGAGGGGCCGCAGGGGCGAUCGCAUGACCAUCAACAUCCAGGAGCACAUGGCCAUCAACGUGUGCCCUGGACCCAUCAGGCCCAUCCGCCAGAUCUCCGACUACUUCCCUCGCAGGGGACCAGGACCAGAGGGUGGCGGUGGCGGCAGGGGCUGCGGGGAAGCCCCAGCUCAUCUGGCCCCUCUGGCUCUGGCCCCCCCUGCGGCUCUCCUUGGGGCCACUACACCUGACGAUGGAGCUGAGGUAGACAGCUACGACUCGGAUGAUACCACUGCCUUGGGCACGCUGGAAUUUGACCUUCUCUAUGACCAGGCUUCCUGCAUGCUGCACUGUAGAAUCCUCAGGGCCAAGGGCCUCAAGCCCAUGGAUUUCAACGGCCUGGCUGACCCCUACGUAAAGCUGCACCUCCUGCCAGGAGCCUGCAAGGCCAAUAAGCUAAAAACCAAGACACAGAGGAACACACUGAACCCUGUGUGGAACGAGGAACUGACGUACAGUGGCAUCACAGAUGAUGACAUCACCCACAAGGUGCUCAGGAUCUCUGUCUGUGAUGAAGACAAGCUGAGCCACAAUGAAUUUAUUGGGGAGAUCCGAGUGCCCCUCCGCCGCCUCAAGCCUUCACAGAAGAAGCAUUUUAACAUCUGUCUUGAGCGCCAGGUCCCGCUUCCUUCACCUUCUUCAAUGUCUGCGGCGCUGAGGGGCAUAUCCUGUUACCUGAAGGAGCUAGAGCAGGCGGAGCAGGGACUUGGGCUGCUGGAAGAGCGUGGGCGCAUCCUGCUGAGCCUCAGCUACAGCUCGCAGCGGCAUGGGCUGCUGGUGGGCAUUGUUCGCUGUGCUCACCUGGCUGCAAUGGAUGUUAACGGCUACUCUGACCCUUAUGUGAAGACGUACUUGAGACCAGACGUGGAUAAGAAAUCCAAGCAUAAAACGUGUGUAAAGAAGAAGACGCUAAACCCAGAAUUUAAUGAGGAAUUCUUCUAUGAGAUGGAACUCUCCACUCUGGCCACUAAGACCCUGGAAGUCACAGUCUGGGACUACGACAUUGGCAAAUCCAAUGACUUCAUAGGUGGUGUGUCUCUGGGACCAGGAGCCCGGGGAGAGGCCCAGAAACACUGGAGUGACUGUCUACACCAGCCAGACACAGCCCUGGAGCGCUGGCAUACCCUGACCAGUGAGCUGCCCCCAGCAGCAGGAGCUUUUCCUGUGGCCUGAGAGGACAGCAGCUGCCCAGCACAGGCCCUCUGGGGCCGGGUCCAGUACCCAACCUUCGCACGAGUGUGUUGCACGUUUACAUGGGGUGGGAUGCUCCUGCCCCACACUACCUGUCUUAUUUUUGUGAGUCUCUGUGACCGUGGGUCUGUCUUCUUGUGAGGGACCGUUGAGAGCUAUAUUCACAUAUGCAAACUUUCUCCUGCCUGAUUUGCUAUUACCUGCAAAUAUGCAACCACCCCAUGCACAGGGCCACGUGGGAGUCUCCUGCCAGUGCCCCACCCCAUCCUGCAGCUCCUCUCUUGGCCUCUCCAAGCUGCCUGGUCCCCUGCCCCACAGGGAGGGGUCAGAUUAGGGGAGAUUAGAGGAGAACACUUCCAAAUAGAGGAAAAGACAAGGAAAGAAAGAGCCAACUCUUUAAUAUAGAGCCUUCAUUAAAGUGUCCCAGCCCUGUGCAGCUGCUCUUCUCAAGGGUGGCCACCAUAGGUCUCUACCUCCCUAAGAUGUAGCAGACCCUUCUGGCCACUGAUUUAAAUAACUGUUCCCUGGAUGGGGCUGGGAUGUAAGGGCAGGGCCCCUGCCACCUUCCUCGGGGACAUUUGUGCAUGUUUACGCCUUUUCUGACUGUGUCAGUGGCCGAAGCAUGGCAACUGGGCAUCAAUAAACAUCUCUUGAGGAA